Mycosarcoma maydis (corn smut) is the source of this 663-nucleotide messenger RNA. RefSeq lists its product as uncharacterized. The transcript has a single exon. NCBI's taxonomy places the organism in Eukaryota, Fungi, Basidiomycota, Ustilaginomycetes, Ustilaginales. The record is from RefSeq and is a predicted model, not a curated record. Bases 1 to 663 code for a protein of 220 amino acids.
AUGCAGCUCUGCGUCUCCAACAAGCUCAGAGUCAGUCUCAUCUGGGCAUGUUGCCUGGCUCUGAUGGGCUUAGGUGCGCCAGUUUCUGUAGAAUUCUCGUCAUCACUAGCCGUGUUCGUCGACAGGCUCGAAGAUGCUUCUGUACCAGUUCUACCGAGACAAUAUCAUUCGACCUGGGACUUUUCCUCGAACAAGGUGCACCAUUGGCUCACCAGUUUUCUGUUUAAAGACGGCAAAAACUUCAACCCUAAGCUCUUCUACUUGGGUAGAGACCCAUUGAAAUUAGAUACCCAUCUCGCUGUCGCACACUGGUAUCCCAACACUUUCCUUCUAAAUCGGGUCCGUCCGAUAGGUGCUCAGACCGUCAACCUUGAAUACCGACACGGUCUCCUCGCAAUGAAGCUGGCCUCGCAUGAAGAGCCAGAGUUCGUUGGAAUAUUGUGGAUCAAAGAUAAGAGGAACGCAAAAAAAGCUCGAGCAGCUGAUCGAGCAAAGCGAUCUGGAAAGCAUAGAGAGGAGCGUCGAGAAUCUCAAGGACGUUCAAAGAGUGAUCCACCAUGGGAUUAUUUGAUCGAGGUGCGCUGCAGCCUCGAUCCACUCUCGAUUACGAGUCUGUCCACGAUUCUCGUCUACAUACACAGAAUCACGUGCUUGUUACGAUAG